UGAGCAGUCUCUCGCUCAGCCUGCACUCUGCUCUCAGCUCUCAUUGUCUGUCUCACCCGACGCUUGCAGCUGAUUUGCAAAAAAAAAAAAAAAAGAGAGAGAGAAAAGGAGCAGAAUCCCUACUAACUGAGGAGAGAGGAGCCAGAGAUAAAAGGGGGCUGCUGCUGCCAUUCAGGACAAUAGAGGAGUGUGUUGUCCUCCACUCGUGCAUGAGCAAAUCAGCAGCCUAUAUCAGAGCUGUGGAGCGGUCCCGGCCAUCAGUGGCUCCAGGGCAGCACUUGCAGAAGAGAGGCAAUGCUUUUACGGAGGAGACCCCUCUUCUCUGACACCUCCUUCAGGCUCCUCAUCGCUGCACUAUGCUUCCCAUUGAAGGUGUCCGUAGCAUCCGGGUACUUCGAAUUGGAAAUCUUAUCUAUGCAAAAUCCCAAUGGAGAAUUGCAGAACGGCAAUUGCUGCGAUGGCACCAGGAACCCCGUCGAUAGAAAGUGCACCAGGGAUGAGUGUGAUACUUAUUUUAAAGUUUGCCUAAAGGAGUACCAGUCCAGGGUGUCCUCUGGGGGCCCUUGUAGUUUUGGCUAUGGAUCUACCCCUGUCUUAGGAGGGAAUUCCUUCAACCUUAAAUUCAUCAGGAACACCGAGAGGAACAGGAUUGUGCUCCCUUUCAGUUUUGCCUGGCCGAGAUCAUACACCUUGGUUGUUGAAGCGUGGGAUCACAAUAAUGAGACCAAUGAACGUGAUGACAUUAUAGACAAGGCCACCUACUCCGGGAUGAUCAACCCUAGCCGCCAAUGGCAAACCCUCAAACAAAACUCUGGAAUGGCACAUUUCGAGUAUCAGAUCCGAGUAACUUGUGGGGAACAUUAUUAUGGCUUUGGCUGCAAUAAAUUCUGUCGGCCUAGAGAUGAUUUUUUUGGACAUUAUAUCUGUGACCAGAACGGCAACAAAACCUGCUUGGAAGGCUGGACUGGACCUGAAUGUAACAAAGCAAUAUGCAGUCAAGGCUGUAGCCCAAAACAUGGCACUUGCAAGGUUCCUGGAGAAUGCAGAUGCCAAUAUGGAUGGCAGGGACAGUACUGCGACAAGUGCAUUCCUCACCCAGGAUGUGUCCAUGGCACUUGCAUUGAACCAUGGCAGUGUCUGUGUGAAACGAAUUGGGGUGGUCAACUCUGUGACAAAGAUUUAAACUCCUGUGGGACGUACCAGCCCUGCCUAAACGGAGGCACUUGCAGCAAUACCGGCCCAGACAAGUACGAGUGUUCCUGUCCAGAAGGGUAUUCAGGACGGAAUUGUGAAAUUGCCGAACAUGCCUGCCUGUCUGAUCCUUGCCACAAUGGUGGAAGCUGCCAGGAGACCACUGGUGGCUUUGAAUGUAACUGUGCUCCAGGGUGGACUGGCCCCACAUGCUCCAUCAACAUAGAUGAUUGCGCCCAGAAUCCAUGUGGGCAUGGUGGAACUUGCCAAGAUCUAGUAGAUGGGUUUAAGUGUGUUUGCCCUUCCCAGUGGACUGGAAAAACCUGCCAAAUAGAUGCUAACGAGUGUGAAGUUAAACCCUGCGUGAAUGCAAAUUCCUGCAAAAACCUGAUUGGCAGUUACUACUGCGACUGCAUCCCCGGCUGGACGGGUCAGAACUGCGACAUUAAUAUCAAUGAUUGUGUUGACCAGUGUCAGAAUGGAGGAACGUGCAGGGACUUGGUUAAUGGAUUCCGCUGUAUCUGUCCGCCUGGCUAUGCAGGGGAGCGCUGUGAGAAAGACGUCAAUGAAUGUGCCAGCCACCCUUGCCUGAAUGGGGGUCACUGCCAGGAUGAAAUCAAUGGAUUUCAAUGUCUGUGUCCUGCUGGUUUCUCUGGAAACCUCUGUCAGUUGGACAUAGAUUACUGCGAGCCCAACCCAUGCCAGAAUGAAGCCCAGUGCUUUAACCUCGCCACUGAUUACUUCUGUAACUGCUCCGAGGACUACGAGGGAAAGAACUGUUCACAGCUAAAAGAUCACUGUCGCACGACUCCCUGUGAAGUCAUUGACAGCUGCACAGUUGCAGUGGCCUCCAACAGCACCCCAGAAGGAGUGAGGUACAUUUCCUCUAAUGUGUGCGGCCCGCAUGGCAAAUGCAAGAGCCAGGCUGGUGGCAAAUUCACCUGCGAAUGCAACAAGGGCUUCACUGGCACAUAUUGUCAUGAAAAUAUCAAUGACUGUGAAAGCAACCCUUGCAAAAACAGUGGGACCUGCAUUGAUGGGGUGAACUCCUACCAGUGCAUUUGUAGCGAAGGAUGGGAAGGAACAUACUGUGAAAUAAACAUAAAUAACUGCAGUAAAAAUUCUUGUCACAAUGGAGGUACUUGUCGAGACUUGGUUAAUGAUUUCUACUGUGAAUGCAAGAAUGGGUGGAAAGGAAAAACGUGCCACUCCCAGGACAGCCAGUGUGACGAGUCCACCUGCAACAAUGGUGGGACCUGCUAUGACCAGGGUGAUACUUUUAAAUGCAUGUGUUCACCUGGAUGGGAAGGAACCACUUGUAACAUUGCAAGAAACAGCAGCUGUUUGCCAAAUCCUUGCUUCAAUGGUGGAACUUGCGUAGUCCGUGGGGACUCUUUCACUUGUGUUUGCAAAGAAGGCUGGGAAGGUCCGACGUGCUCUCAAAACACGAAUGACUGCAAUCCACAUCCAUGCUACAACAGCGGAACUUGUGUGGAUGGAGACAAUUGGUACAGGUGUGAAUGCGCACCUGGAUUUGCUGGUCCCGACUGUAGAAUUAAUAUUAAUGAGUGUCAGUCGUCUCCGUGUGCCUAUGGAGCCACAUGCAUCGAUGAGAUCAAUAGCUACCGUUGUAUCUGUCCACCUGGCCGCAGUGGUCCAAAGUGUCAAGAAGUUACAGCACAGCCUUGUAUAAUUAACGACCACGUUAUGUCAGAUGGCGCCAAAUGGAACGAUGACUGCAACACUUGUCAGUGUGUGAACGGAAGGGUUUUCUGCUCUAAGGUAUGGUGUGGCCCUCAGCGCUGUGAUUUACACAGUAACGGUCAUAGUGAAUGCCCUGCUGGCCAAUCUUGUGUCCCAAUUAAGGACAACCAUUGCUUUGUCCCUCCCUGUACUGGAGCUGGGGAAUGCUGGCCUUCCAACCAGCCGCCAGUGAAGACAAAAUGUAACGCCAAUGCGAAUUACCAGGACAACAACUGUGUGAACAUCACUUUUACCUUCAACAAGGAGCUGAUGUCCCCGGGCCUCACUACAGAGAGCAUUUGCAAUGAAUUGAGGAAUCUUAACAUCUUGAAGAAUGCUUCAGCAAAAUAUUCAAUCUACGUUACCUGCGAGCCAUCUCCUUUGGCAAACAAUGAGAUCCACGUUGCUAUAUCUGCUGACGAAACAAGAGAUGGAAAAAGCACAAUUCAGGAUAUCACAGAAAAACUCAUCGACCUUGUUAGCAAAAGGGAUGAAAAUAACACCUUCAUCACAUCAGUGGCAGAAGUCAGAGUGCAAACACACACCAAAAACCGGACAGAUUUCCUUGUGCCCUUGCUGAGCUCCGUUCUCACGGUGGCCUGGAUUUGUUGCCUGAUAACCGCCUUUUACUGGUGCAUCUGGAAACGUAGAAAGCCAAGCAGCCAGAGUCACACAGCCGCUGAUGAUAACACGACCAACAACGUCCGGGAGCAACUGAACCAGAUUAAAAACCCCAUUGAAAAGCAUGCAGCCAACAGCGUCCCCAUCAAAGACUACGAAAACAAAAAAAUAAAUGCAAAAAUAAGGACACACAACUCAGAAGUGGAAGAAGACGACAUGGACAAACACCAGCAGAAGAGUCGAUAUGUGAAGCAGCCAGCUUACACACUAGUCGAUAGAGAUGAAAAGCCGCCUAAUGGCACCCCCACAAAACAGCCAAACUGGACAAAUAAACAGGACAACAGAGACUUAGAAACAGCACAAAGUUUAAAUCGGAUGGAGUACAUUGUAUAGCGGACAGGGCGCUGCCAUGCAGAGCUGGUGUCUGCUGUAAAGGGCUCGGGAGUCUCUAGUUCUUAAACUGUUGUGUAAUAUUUGAGUCUACGGCUAUUAUUUACUUAGAAUCCCUAUGUUAAUUUAAGUUUUGACAAGCUGGCUUACACUGGCAAAGAUAGUUGCUGUGGUUGGCUGGAAUACCAAGUGCUGCAUUUCACAUCUAUGCAAAACUAGUGAAAAGUGCCCUAAUGUCAAUUCAGCCACAGCUGAAACAUCCCAGAAGAUCGUGCAUUGCCUUUGCAGUUGGCUAGUGGUUAUUUUCUUUUAAGUUUUUUUAUUUUAUUUUGUUUUGUUUUUACCCUUCACAUUUUUGACUGGUGUCCAUAAUAAUGCAGUCUUUAGAAUAAUACCUUUUUUAUUUAUAUUUAUUAUGUAUAAUUUUUUUUUAUUUUGUAUAUUGGUUUUUAUAGUAAUGUACAACUAGUUCUGUAUUUGAAAGUGCCUUUGUAGCUCAGAACCACAGCAACUAUCGAAAAAUUAGGUUUAUUAUUUAUUUUUUUUAUUGUAUUUUGUGCUGGGACUUGGGGGCGGCGGGCAAGACUGUCAGCUGUUGCUGGUAAUAUGAAGAAUUGUCAAGUAGAAGUUUUUGUAUAGACCUGUAAAUAUUUUUUUAUUUUUUUUUAUUAAUCACUGUGUAUAUUUGAUUUAUUAACUUAAUAAUCAAGAGCCUUAAAUAUCAUUCCUUUUUAUUUAUAUGUACUUGUUUAGAGUUGAAGGUUUUUGAUAGCUUUGUAAGCUUUGUGGCUUCAGUUUUUUUGAAUUCAUUUCUUGUUACAUGUUAACUAUAUGCCAAAAUUUAAGGUGUUCUAAAAUAGUUUUAUUUUUUAUGAAUAGGACCAGGCGCACAUGCCUCAAUGCUGUUUUUUGUACAUUUGUCAGAUGUUAAAUACCUUUAUAAAGCAUCCCUUAAAGAAACUUUUGUAAGUUUAAGAAUGAAACAGUUUUCAGAGGUAGAGUUUAGGGAAAAAAAUCUUUUGCUGCUUUGGCUUUGAUAUUAAAAAGAAAGAAAAAAUAAGGAAUAAGUGUGACUGGCAGAUAUUCUGCUACAAGGCAGUUUAAGGAAACAUGUAGAGCUAUUCAUGUACAAGGAAUGUCAGCGUUCAUGUUAAAAAAAAAAAAAAAAAUUAAAAAAAAAAUAAUCAAAUUGUGUGAAGUUUGAAGCUCCGCAAUCUUGUAUUUUGUAUAUUCUGAUUUUUCUUCCAUUUUCUCCCACCUUGAAAACUAAAGAACCACUUGUAGAUAUUUUUUAUUUUUUUAUUUUCGUAAUCUACUGAUACUCAAGAGUAUUCCAUUAAGCUAGUUUUUGAAUACUUGAACAGUAGAAACCCAGUGAUCGCUGUUGCUUUUCCACCUAAUACACUGCCUUCCAUUCCAAUAAGGUACACAGGCACCCUUGAUGUAAUUACCCACUAAAGGCACACUAGAGAUGGUUGCUACUCAUGUCGCAAAUUAAAUGGCAUACUCUUUUGUUUCUGAUUUUAUUUUUUGCCUGUAUUCAUACAAAUACAUUCCAGAUUCUACAGAGAUUACAUAUGUAUUCUGCCAUCACCCAAACAACUACUUCUUAGAUAUCAAAAGGCCAGCACAAAAACUUGCCUGUGUGCCCUUCAUUCCAUACGUGGACCCCUGUAUUACUAGAGGUACUCCUUCUACUGCAAAUCCCAUGGUUACACACUAUGUAUACAAUUACAUGAAAAGUGAAACUGUUAUCAUCGGCCGCAGAGAUCCUGAAGAUUCCCUGUAUUGUGAUAUUAGUGUUAUAUAAACCCUGCCUCUUUGAUGUGUUGUUCAAGGCUACAAAUUUUGGAAAGUAAUAUUUAUUAAAUUUUUUUGUAUGAAAAA
Messenger RNA from Bufo gargarizans (Asiatic toad), 5832 nucleotides. It is a transcript of the gene JAG1, whose product is annotated as jagged canonical Notch ligand 1. The transcript has 26 exons. Gene Ontology annotation, cellular component: plasma membrane; protein-containing complex. Gene Ontology annotation, molecular function: Notch binding; calcium ion binding. The coding region runs from base 295 to 3948 and encodes 1217 amino acids. Gene Ontology annotation, biological process: multicellular organism development; cell communication; heterophilic cell-cell adhesion. The record is from RefSeq and is a predicted model, not a curated record. Lineage: Eukaryota; Metazoa; Chordata; Amphibia; Anura; Bufonidae.